Molecule: messenger RNA, 711 nt
Organism: Seminavis robusta
Lineage: Eukaryota; Bacillariophyta; Bacillariophyceae; Naviculales; Naviculaceae
Source: the annotation of a GenBank genome assembly
AUGAGCGAAGCCACUUCCUCUACACCCACUCUUACGACGGCACUGACAGCCGUGGCAGCCACGGCCGGUGUGGCAAUUGUCUUGAGAGCCAUCAAGCGACACUUUUCUCCCACCAUAUCCUCGAAACUCCAGUGCAAAUGCGGCAAGAUUCAAGGCCACGUCCAUGCCAAAUAUGAAGAUUCGGCCCGGAUAUACUGCUACUGUCAAGAUUGUCGCGAUUAUGCCAACUAUAUUGCCUCCUUGGGAGGAAACAAGGAUGAAACGAUUGGCAAGGAAUUUGGGGACAAUCGGGUGGUUCAAUUCUGCAAGAAUGCCAUUACCAUUGAACAAGGGCAAGAGCAUUUGAAGCUGGCCAUUAAAAAGAAGGAACCCAACAGUAAACAAGUGUACAUGCAUCGAUACUACGCUGGUUGUUGUCAUGUCCCACUCAUGAACACCGUCGAUUUCUUGGGGUUUGUCGGUGUCUUUUGCGAUUUCUUGGACGAAAAAGCUGUCGAACAAUGGGAUGGACCCUGUCGCAUGUUUCAAGACGAAGGGUUGGGACAACCCAAUCCACCAUUUCCAGAUGCAUCACCAGCACCAUUUAUUUGGAAAUUGAUCCGGUACUUGCCAUGGAGAAAGUCGGGACCCUUUGACUAUGACCUGACACCCGUCUAUUGGGGAGAUGAUAGUAACGGAGAAAAGAAAGAAGAAAAGAAAAAAGACGAGUAA